GGAGGAGGAGAAGGAAGAGGAAGGCUCCAUCCCUCCUGCCCUCCCAGGUCCCCCCCAGGCAAAAAGGCUCCCGUCCCCCCCAGGUCAGGCUCCGUGUUUUCGGGCAGGGCAGCAGCGAUGGCCCCGCUCAGCCUGUCCCAGCUGCUGGACGUCGCCAUCGGGACGCCCGAGGUCGGGGCUGUCAACUUCACAGCGCUGCACAGCCUGCUGCAGACCAUGCUUGGGCAUCUGGGCCUGCAGGACCUGCCAGCCCAGGAGCAGGGGCACAGCCUGACCCCCCUCCUGGGGGGGGACCAGCCUGCCAAAGCACACCCCGGCCUGGAGAAGAAGGGAGACAGGACCGAGGCCUGGGCCCAGGGCACGGGACAGCAGCCCCAGGAGCCGGGGGAGCGGCUGCCUGGGAAGGAGCCGCUGCAGGGGACCACGGGCAGCCCCCAGGUCGCCUCCGUGGCCGCCGACGUGGGGCAGAUGAAGAAGAAGAUUGAAGCGAACGAGAGUGGCAUCUCCAAGGCCAUGGCUCUCUCCCAGGAUCUCCUUGAGGAGAUCGGCGGGAUGAAGGCGGCGCAGUCCCGCAUGGGAGAGGACAUCCGGACGCUCCAGGAGACGCUUGGCUUGGGGAACCUCCAGGAUGCUGCCGGCCGGCUGCCAGGUCUCCAUGACCAGACCACGUUGGACAGUGACGUGAAAAAACUGAAGGAAAGGCUGAGCCUCUACCCAGCCCCGGAGGAGGAGGGCAGUGGGAGCCAGUCUGCCCCUGCCAAGCCCCACACUUCUGACUUGGACACCCCGCAUGGGGGAAGCUCAGCACCAGGGCCGAAGGCACCAGGGACACAGCCUGUGCCCAGGACCAGCAAGGGGACUUCGAGGACACAGCCCAGCUCCCAGGGGAUGCACACAGGGAUGCAGAGAGCACCAGUGACCCCUGAGAAGUGGGAAGGAACUCCCUCAGAUCGGACAAGGACUUCUGAUACCAAUGCCACCAUCCUGGGGAUACAGCCAGUGUCCCUCAGCACCCAGACCACCUCCCCAGGGACACAGCCAGGGUCCCCCGGCACCCAGACCACCAUCCCAGGGACGCAGCCAGGGUCCCCCGGCACCCGGACCAGCAUCCCAGGGAUGCAGCCAGGGACUCCCAGCACCCAGACCACCUCCCCAGGGACACAGCCAGGGUCCCCCGGCACCCAGACCACCAUCCCAGGGACACAGCCAGGGUCCCCUGGCACCCAGACCAGCAUCCCAGGGAUGCAGCCAGGGACUCCCAGCACCCAGACCACCAUCCCAGGGACGCAGCCAGGGUCCCCCGGCACCCAGACCACCAUCCCAGGGACGCAGCCAGGGUCCCCCGGCACCCAGACCAGCAUCCCGGGGAUGCAGCCAGGGACUCCCAGCACCCAGACCACCAUCCCGGGGAUGCAGCCAGCACCUCCAGGGACCCAAGGAGGAAGAGCAGGGGUUCAGCCAAGCCCCCCUCACAUGGAGCCCAGCCUUUCUGGCACUGAGAAAGUCCCUACUGAAGCCACCCCCGGUGCUCUGGGGACACAGAUGGAUGCCACAAGCCCCAAGGAGGGAGACAAGGCUUUGCCCACCACACAGCUUGCCCAGGCAGGCCACCCGGCAGUGGGGACCCUCUCACUGACAGCCCAGGGGUUCGAGAUCCCCCUUGAUGCCUAUCCCAGGGCCAUGUCCCCUUCACAAGAGCCAGCUGUGCCCUGGGGGUCCUCAGGCUCCAGCAGUGCCUCCAGCCGCUACGUGGAGACGGUGGAGGCUCUCCGCCAGAUCGGGCAGCUCGGCCACCUCUACACAGCCCUGAAGGAGCAGGUCGCCCAGCUGGAAGCCACCAAGUCAGACCAUGCCGAGCUUGAGAAGCUGCGCCUGCUCUUCCCGGAGGGAGACCAGGAGAGCAUUGCCAGCAUCCUGGCUGACCUCCGGGGCCAGGUGUCCUCCCUGCAGGGCCUGGCCAGCGACCUGCAGGGCGAGAAAGGGAAGGUCAGGCAGCUGGACGAUGCCCUUGGAAAGCUGGGCGUGGCUGGAGCUGACUGGAAAGUGGAUGGCAGCGACCAGAUUACCCAGCAACUGGGGUCCACGCUGCAGGAGAUAAAGCAGGAGCUGAAGGAGCUGGGAGAGCAACAGGAGAUGACCAAGUCCACGCUGGAGCAGUUGGUGACCAAGACGGCUGACCAGCUGCAGGAGCAGCUGGACGAGCUGAGAGCAAUGGUGGAGGGCACGGGGCAGGAGCAGGAGCAGGCAGAGGCGCAGGCAGCGUGCCCCGUCUGCAGCACGGACACCAGUGUGCAGGUGGGGCAGCUCCUCCAGCGCUACGAGAAGCUCCAGGAGCUGGUGGACUCCUUCAUGUCGCGGCAGGCAGUGGGCAAGGUGGUGAGGCAGCUGCCGGGAAGGAGCCAGCAGGAUGAGGAGCUGCUGAAGCGCAUCCAGGCCACCGUCAUGCAGGUGCAAGGGGACUACGAGAAGCUCAGCUCCAUCACGGGGAACCUCCUGGAUGACCGUCACCAGAAGCAGAAAGAUAUCGAGGCUCUGUUCCAGUCCCUGGAGAGGCUGGAGAAGGAGAAAGCAGACAAGGAGGACCUGGUGCUGGGAAUCGAUGUGAAAGCAGACAAAACCGCCCUGGCCGGCAAAGUCAGUCGCACCCAGUUUGACGCAAGCAUGGAGCGGCUGAAUGAGAUGAUCCAGGAGAUGCUGAGCCGGGUGAUGGGCCAGGAGCAGGGCUGGCACCAGGUCCAGCGACAGCUCAGUGAAAAGAUGGACUCCAAGCUGGACCGCCUGGAGCUGAGGCCUUUCCAGCAGCAGCUGGACGAACACUGGAAGACCAUCCUGGAGCAGCUCAAGGAGAAGGCGCCGCCGAUGGAGGCUGACGAUGCAGCUGGGAUUAAGAAGCAGCUGCUGGCCCAUUUCCACUGCAUGUCCUGCGACCGGCCCCUCAGCAUGCUGGUGCCUGGCCCGCAUAUCGUGGCCAUCCCGUCCAUGCCACCGCUGGCCCCCCGCCUUGCCGGGCAUCCCCAUACCAUCCUCGAGCUGGAGCAAACACAGCAGCACAGCCACAGGGAGUGGGCAGCUGAGUGUGGGUACCCCAGCGUGCCACGGCACUGUGGGGGCCGGCACACCCUCACCCACCCGCUGCAGCGCUGCCCGCGCCUCCAGCCCGGCACCCCGCGGCCACUUCAGCCCCACACCCUGCUCCCCAUCAAGCAUGACGAGAUGGAGCUGUUGGGCCAGGACGGCCACAUCUACAGGGGCCGGCGGGAUGGUCAGCUGCCUGUGCUCAUGGGCAAGGAGGGCUUCCCGAGGGACAAGCCCAAGCUGUCCCCAAGGCAGUGGGAUGCCCGGGACACCGGCCGCCUCCUCUCGCGGCCCCAGAGCGCCGGGUCCUCGCUCAGCCAGCCAGGCACCGCCGCCUCGCUGGAGCACAGGCCAGCCUCGUCCCACGGCCACCUCUCCCAGGCACCGGGGCUUUUCCCGCCCCUGCGGGAUGGAUCCAGCACCCCAGCAGCUGGGUGGGACCGGGGGUCCCCGACCAAACCCCCACCACCCCAACUACCGAGCAGACGAGCAAGUGGCUCCAGCCAGCAGCAAUAAAGGGCGAUGGGCAGCCAAGCGCCUGUGCGGCCUGAGUGGGGUGGCCCUGGGUCGGGAUCUUCCCGUCAUGCACAAGGAGGGGUCGGCGGCAUCCCUCGUCCUGCGGCCGCGUGUCG
Molecule: messenger RNA, 3707 nt
Organism: Harpia harpyja (harpy eagle)
Lineage: Eukaryota; Metazoa; Chordata; Aves; Accipitriformes; Accipitridae
Gene: QRICH2
Product: glutamine rich 2
Exons: 19
Coding region: 118-3591 (1157 amino acids)
Source: RefSeq, a predicted model, not a curated record